This is a messenger RNA of Symphalangus syndactylus (siamang), 1430 nucleotides long. Its product is annotated as basic proline-rich protein-like. Lineage: Eukaryota; Metazoa; Chordata; Mammalia; Primates; Hylobatidae. The record is from RefSeq and is a predicted model, not a curated record.
AUGUCACGCUCAGCCCGUCCCCUGGCCCGAAGCGGAGGCCAAGCGGCGCGCGGGGACCCCGCGGCGGGGGCGAGAACGCCCGCGGCCCCGACCCGCGGUCCCCGCCCGCCCCUCGCCCGGAAGGGGGAGAAGCCCGCCCGCGGGAGGAUUCAACAGGAGCACCGCGCCGCCCGCCUGCCGCCCGGGAAACAGCCGCCCGCCGGCCGGGGCGCGGGGGGAGGGGCGCGGCGGCGGCGGCGGCGGCGGGAGGGCGCGGGCGGCCGGGCGGCCCCGGGACCCCCGCCCGCGCACAAGGUCACCGCCCGCCGCCGCCGCCGCCGCCGCCGCCCCGGCCGGGAUCAGAGCGGCAAGUUUAAUUUCCAGAGGCUGCGGCAGAGCCCGCGGCGUGGAGGCGCGCGCCGGCCGCGGGGCCCUCCCCACCCCCACCGCGCAGCCGGCCCGCGCCCCGCGACCCCCGCCCCGGGCCACUCGCUGCAGCCCCCGAUGCCAGGAGGCGAGUCGCGCCUGGCACCCAGGCGGGCGGCGCUUCAGCCCUGCCACACACACACACACACACACACACAGCGGCAGUGGCGGCCGCUGAAAAAUGGAGCGCCGCAGCCAGAGAAGAGAGACAUUUUCCUUCCGUUAACUGAAUUGUUUCCUACCUCCGGGUUGCCGACUCGCUACUCCUCUCACUCCGGGGCUCUCCGGGAUCCGCCGCCGCCGCCGCCGCAUCCAAUCGCCUUCUCCCCCCCCUCCCCUUCCGCAGCCAGCCCGGCCGUUCCUCCUCCUCUCCGCUUCAAAAUGGCGCCAAGCGCUCUUCGGCGGCUGCUCCAAUCGAACCGCCGCGGACAGCACCCGGGGGCAGGCAGAGCGCGGCAUGGGUGCGCAGCGCCCCCUGCCGACCAGACGGCCCCGCGCGCGCCCGCCCUCCGAGCUCCGCCCCGCCCCGUCUGCGCGCGCGCACGUCCCUCCUCAGCCCCGCCCCGUCCGCGCGCACGCAGCCACACGGGCACGCCGCCGCGGGGGCCGUGAGACUGGCAGCUGUCAAGGCGUCCACUGCCCUUGGCGGCUUCCUAGACCUCUACCGACAAAAACCACACCGAUUGUUACGUAGCCCUAUCUUUUCAGAUAAAGGUGGUAGGCUGGCGGAGACACAGAGUAAUUGAGCCUGUGACGAAGCAUUCCAUUCCUUUGGCAGAAUUGUCCUUAUUAGAGGAAGAAAUUAUCUGGAGACCACAGGGACACAUUCCAGGAGGUGGGUCUCCUCCUCUCUUCACCUCUAAGGGAUGCCAGCCCCUCCUGCAGCUGUAGAGUGGGUUUAGCCUGGUCACCACAGCAGAUCACCUACCUUGCCGGGAAGGUUUCCUCCCCAGCCAGGUCCCUGCCAGAGCUGAAGAAGGGACUUCCUCCUCUUUUUACUUUAAUAUCACCCCUGCUGUAAGGAA